Linum tenue is the source of this 2220-nucleotide messenger RNA. NCBI's taxonomy places the organism in Eukaryota, Viridiplantae, Streptophyta, Magnoliopsida, Malpighiales, Linaceae. The record is from the annotation of a GenBank genome assembly.
GAGCCAUUCUACACCAGUCAUUAGUUCUUCCCUGCAUAGUUCAACCUUGCGCUACUCCCUACUUUCUAGUAUUCGCUGCGGAAGAUCGCUCCCUUCAUUAACGAGCUCGAAAAUCUGCCAACCCAGUUCUCGAACUCUGGAUUUUGGAGCUUAAAGAUGAAAGCUUUAUUCGCUAUCCGCUGCUCUUCUUCCUCAGUCGGCUUCACUUAUCUCCUCUCUAAACCCGUUUUACCCUCUUCCAGAGAAAAAGACUCCGCCUUUGGUUUCCGCUUGUUGGUUGUUCUGGUUCUAAUGGGAUUUGCCCUUCUGCUAUAGUUGAUUUUCGUCACCCUCGUCCUAAUUGCAAGAUAUGGGGACUUGAAAUAAGCUUCGAGCUAUUUAUUUGUGUUAUUUCGUUCUAUUAUGGUGAAAUUGAAGUGUUCUCUGAUGAAGCGUUGUUGAAAAGCUUUACGUAUUGGUGUUGCUUUGUUUCAGAAAUCGGCUCUUCCUCCCUGACAAAGCAUUCUUUUUCUGCCGGGGGACAUUUGGUACUAGGGUAGAUGGAUUAUCCGCGGCAAGAUCAGUGCCACCAACAUUGCUCACUGCAGAAAAGGAAGAAGCAAAAGCUGUUCUAGCCUUGUUCUUGAAGAACCAGGGUGUGAGCAAGUCAGUCGCUUCGAGAACUGCCAACAAAUCGGAUGUCUUCAUCGACCAUCUCAUUUCCAGGCUACAUUCUGUUCACAAAUCUCGGUAUCUAGUAGGAAGAGAACUCACAACUCUUGAGAUUAGGGACGCUCUCAUUCCUUACCUUGAAUCGCUCCACGAAGAACACGGCAACGUUCUGGUUGAUGUUGUAGAGAACUUUCCAGACCCUCCGGUUAAAGAUAAACCUGCUGCUGCUGCUCUUCCUGCCAUUCCUCCUCCUGAAGUACCUCUCAGUUCGAAGAAGCUAAAAGCUGUGAGUCGAGUGAGCGAGAUAGGCCCAGCUGGUGACCUUCCACCUCACAUCCUCUACCUCAUAGAUCUCGGUUUGGACUUGGAAAAAAUCAAAGUGAUCACUAGAAAGUUCCCGGCUUUUGCUUACUACAGCUUGGAAGGCAAGAUCAAGCCGAUAGUUGAGUUCCUCAUUGAUCUAGGCAUACCUAAAGAAAACCUCCCAGUCAUCCUAACCAAAAGGCCACAACUCUGUGGGAUCAGCCUUUCAGAAAACAUCAUACCCACCAUGAGAUUCUUGGAAGAUUUGGGAGUCGACAAGGCACAAUGGGCAAAAGUGAUAUACCGGUUCCCAGCUCUACUUACUUACAGCAGGCAGAAGGUCGAAUCGACUGUGGAUUUCCUCUCAGAAAUGGGUGUCUCGGCUGACAGCAUAGGGAAGAUCUUAACUCGGGCACCAAACAUCAUCAGCUAUAGCGUGGAGGACAAGCUUCGUCCCACAGCAGAUUACUUCAGUUCUCUCAAUGUCGAUGUAGGCAUUCUUCUAUUCCGUUCUCCUUCAACGUUCGGUCUUAGCAUCGAGGCGAACUUGAAACCCAUCACCGAGUUCUUCUUGGGGAAAGGGUACACACAAGAGGAAAUCGGGAUCAUGAUCUCGAGGUAUGGAGCUCUGUAUAGCUUCAGCUUGGAGGAUAACCUUAUCCCGAAAUGGGAGUUCUUCCUAACCAUGGAUUACUCCAAGGACGAGCUUGUCAAGUUCCCACAGUACUUUGGCUAUAGCUUGGAGCACAGGAUCAAGCCGAGGUACGCUCUUGUCAGGGAGUAUGGAGUGAGGUUGCUUCUGAACCAGAUUCUUUCCUUGUCGAGUAGUAACUUCGAUAAGGCCUUGGAGAAGAAGCUCAUGAUCAUGACCAAGAAGAAAACUCUCUUGAUUUGAAGAUGUAUUUUUUUUGGCUUGAUGUUCAUCUUCAUGCUUAUAGUUAGUGUCUUGUGGUUGUGCUGAUGUUUAGUUAGAAGCUAGUUUGUAUGAAUGCAGUUGUAGACUUGUAGUAGUACAGAUUCAAGAUGAUGUACAAGGUUGGAGGGAUUUUCUCUUCUUGUAUGAAACAUCUAGCGGGCCUAAGAACCGAGAUCAAGUCCAGAGCACCGGAGAGAGAUUGGGCCCGUGGUUUGUGGAUAAUUACAGACCAAUAAGGUAAAACGAGGGAUUGACACGCCAUCUUAACACGAGUCAGAAUUUCACUACUUCCAUGCGAUUUUGGCUUCCCACCGAUUUCUAUGAAAUAAUAUUACAAUAAAUAAUUAAUA